UUUUGGAUCGAUUGGAUGCUUAGGUUGUUGUUGAUUUGAGAAGCUGCGUUAAAUUCACCGGACAAUUAAUACUAUUUGUUUUCUGAUUUGUACCAAUCAAUAAUAAGUCUUGGAUAGAAUCAGUAUGUAAGUAUUAUGGUUGGAAUGACUUACAAAUGACUAGUAAACGAUGGACAAGAAACCAGUAAACAAAGAACAAGUAACCAGCAAACAUGGCUUGAAUCAGAAAAAAAUCUCUACAUUGAAAUAAACCACUUUGUAUACGAGUCUAAGAAAGGACUUGUACGGAAACACAGAUCCUGGCUUGAAAAUUAUAUGUUACAAACAAUCGUACCGGAUAAUUUGACAAUAAUAAUACAAACAAAUUUACCAAACACUGACUAGGAAUAGAAGACGACAAAUACUGUGGAAUAUCGCAUUGUAUAAGAUGAUGAACUGUGAUCUUCUUCAGCGGAGAUGUUUUAGAUAGUAACGUUUGACCAAACUCAUUAUAACCAAGAAGAAAAUAAAUAUACAUUAAAUAAUGUGCCUGACGUUUUACAGUUUAUUCAAUCGAUCCCUAUGGUUAUUACCUGUUGUAACUGUCAGCCUCGUUUUGAUGACUUUCAGUACCACAUAUGGUAUAGCUGUCGGCCUCAAUCAUACACAAGCGGUAUUUCCUUAUGUAACCAAAACGGGUUCAGCUGUGCCUGAGAGAGGAAUAUUUACAAUAGGUAUAAUCAUAGCCGCCAUCUUGUUUUGCAUGAAUAUAGAGAUUAGAUACGAGUAUGUAAGGUUGAAUUUUAGCCAGAUGUCCUUGACCCCUGCAGAGAAAGCAAGAUGGAUGACGACUAAUACCAUGACAUUGUAUCUUAGUCACAUUUCUGUCUUUGGACUCUUUAUGUUAGCUAGUUUUCAGAUAGAUACAAUGAAUGUCCCUCAUCAUCUUGGUGCCUUCCUGACGUUUGUGUUCGGCCCUGUUUGCUCUUGGUUACAUUCAGCCAUUACAUGGAAAACCUAUAAAGAAGAGAGGAAAACAGAGUUUCUCAUCACAUUUCUAUGUCAGAUAGCAAUGAGUUUUGUAUCGACAUGUUUGUUAAUUAUUUUUUCCGGUUCAUUUGGUUCAUAUAAACACCAACGAUUAUUACAAGGGAGUACAAAAACGGACACAUUACGAGAUGUAUUUUUGACGUCAACAAUAUCAGAAUGGUUAUUAGCUAUUUCAAUAAUAUUAUUUUUACUGACAUUCAUACCUGGAUUUAAAAAGAUGGAAUUUGAUGGAAUUGUAACGAAAUGGAAAGCUCCUGGCAGUGAAAAAUCAGUGUUAUGCGGAAGAAUACUAGGUUGUUGUAAUGUCUGAACUGUUUUAGAAAAUCCUUAUCUAUAUAUGUGAGACUGUUUGUGUUAAAUAAAACAUUUAUAUUGUCAAAAUGUUUCAG
Messenger RNA from Mytilus californianus (California mussel), 1418 nucleotides. RefSeq names its product DNA damage-regulated autophagy modulator protein 2-like. Bases 524 to 1339 code for a protein of 271 amino acids. NCBI's taxonomy places the organism in Eukaryota, Metazoa, Mollusca, Bivalvia, Mytilida, Mytilidae. The transcript is spliced from 10 exons. The record is from RefSeq and is a predicted model, not a curated record.